This is a messenger RNA of Trematomus bernacchii (emerald rockcod), 4098 nucleotides long. Its product is annotated as ras-related protein Rap-1b. Gene Ontology annotation, biological process: negative regulation of synaptic vesicle exocytosis; cellular response to cAMP; Rap protein signal transduction. NCBI's taxonomy places the organism in Eukaryota, Metazoa, Chordata, Actinopteri, Perciformes, Nototheniidae. Gene Ontology annotation, molecular function: GTP binding; GTPase activity; GDP binding. Gene Ontology annotation, cellular component: plasma membrane. Bases 139 to 693 code for a protein of 184 amino acids. The record is from RefSeq and is a predicted model, not a curated record. The transcript is spliced from 8 exons.
CACGUUCAGUGCGUGGAGCUUGACGUCAGCACGCAGCGGCAGGAGGGAGCGGCUCUGGGAGAGCGACAUAGACACAGAGUGUGGAACAGAAAGAGAGAGAGAGCAGCGGACGGUGGAUGACUCAGACAGACAGUCAGGAUGCGUGAAUACAAACUGGUGGUGUUGGGAUCAGGAGGCGUCGGGAAGUCAGCGCUGACGGUUCAGUUUGUUCAGGGGAUCUUUGUGGAGAAAUACGACCCAACGAUAGAGGAUUCCUACAGGAAGCAAGUGGAGGUGGACGGACAGCAGUGCAUGUUAGAGAUCCUGGAUACAGCUGGAACAGAGCAGUUCACAGCGAUGCGUGACCUCUACAUGAAGAACGGUCAGGGCUUUGCUCUGGUUUACUCCAUCACGGCUCAGUCAACUUUCAACGACCUGCAGGACCUGAGGGAGCAGAUCCUGAGAGUGAAGGACACGGAGGACGUGCCGAUGAUCCUGGUGGGGAAUAAGUGUGACCUGGAGGUGGAGCGAGUCGUGGCCAAAGACUCGGGCGUGGGCCUCGCCCGGCAGUGGAACUCCUGUGCCUUCCUGGAGACCUCAGCCAAGAGCAAGAUCAACGUCAACGAGAUCUUCUACGACCUGGUGCGACAGAUCAACAGGAAGAGUCCAGUUCAAGGGAAAACUCGCAAAAAGUCCACCUGUCAACUUCUCUAAUGACAGGUAAUGUUGUUCAGCUCUAAUGUAAACCAAAGUUUUCUGCUCACCUGACCGACAACCAACCAACCAACCAAUCACAGGGCAUCUUCCAGCUGGCCACGCCCCUUUCACACAACCAUGACAUCUUCACCCUGCGCCAUCUCUGACCUCUGUUCCCACGACGACCCCCCCCCCCCCCCCCCCCCUCCCCCCUCAGAACCACACAGUCCGACUGACUGUUGCCUUGGAAACAUUGAAACCAAACAUCAAAGGAUUGCGGCGGCGGCCAUGUUGAAGAUGACUCGACAGACUCCAAAAACCAACUGCCCGGAUUUAAACUACGGUUCCCAUGAUGCUCUCUGCUGGGGGAGUGGCCUCUUGCUUUCUACUUUUUAAAUGUUUCUUUUUCUCCUUUUUACUUCCAGCAGUCGAACCUGUGGAUCCAUUCAGUGAUUACUGUUAUUACUAAGGUGGUUAUUAUUCUGUGUGAAAAAGAUAUACAAGUCAUUUAAUGUUUUUUAUUUUUGGGGCAGUGGGUGGGAAGGGCGGGGGGGGCGUGCAGCAGGUCAUGUGGUUAGCUCACCGCGCUAGUAGUAUCAAGCUAACGUGAGUUUUAGCCGACAGUUACAGGAGAGAGUUGCCAAAAUUAAGAUAAAAUGCUAACUUCAGUUGUACGAAAUUGUUUGUUUUUUUGCUGAUAUUUCCAAUUAAUUCUAGCACAUUAACGAUGCCAAUAACGAGUUAAAUCAAGAGCUUUGCUAAUGGCUAGAUAUCAGUUCCAGAAGCAACUUAAAUGCAUUGUUUUCGGAGGGAAUGCUAGUUGUUCUAACACACAGUUCGUGAAGUAUUAGCUUUAUUUAGCAUUGUCUUCUUACUGUGAACUUACUGGUUACUUUGUUAGCAUUGCAGCUAUUCAAAUAUAUUUCAAAUAUUGUGAGAAAAAACGAUGUAUAUGUGGUGUUAGCAUUAUUGAAUUAAUGGUAGCUUGGCUAGUUAGCAUGUCAGUGAGGAAAAGUAUUGAGUUUCAAAACAUCAACAAUGAAACUUGAACAUUUUGAGGCAAAAUGUAAGAACAGCAAAUGCUAAUGUGAUUGUUGUAGGGGAUGCUAACAACGCCACUAAAAUAAUAGUGUCAGAGUCCUAGCUUGUUAGCGUAGCAGCGUGGUGAGCUGACUCUGGAUCUGCUGCUCAGGGCGGACAUGUUGCCUUCAGACAGCAGACUCACACUGGUCCUGUGUGUUUGUGAAUUUGUUUGAGUGUGUGUGUGUUUGUGAAUUUGUUUGAGUGUGUGUUUCUGUGUGUAUGUGUGCUAAAUAACUAUGAACCACGCCAUUUUCUGUGAUUAACUUUUUUGACCCAGGGGAAUGGGGAGGGUGUUAUAGAGUAUUAUUAACCAUCAUUAUUACCUGAUUAUUAAUGUUAUUAACACGUCUGAGAGGGAACCACUGAGUUAUUCUGCAUAACGUCCUUUAACUGAUGGGGAUAUAUUUAAAUAUCCAUCUAUGGAGGAUCAAACAUGACCCAAAAGGUUGUUCCUUCAUAUUCCUGCACGCCCGCAAUGUCAAGUUGAGUAUUUCAUGCUAGCACUUAAGCAAACCCUGCGUUGUAGCCCAAAGCUAACAUGCUAUAGCGUUAGCAUUGAGUGCUGCCGCCAAAUGGAUUGUCGCGUUUUCUUUCAAAUUUCAUUUUUGCGAAGAAAAUGUGCUUAGUUUUCAUCGUCUGUGUAGCAGUGAAAAAACUGCUACACAAAUAGUAGUUUUGUCAGACGUUUGCGUGAUGAUAUAUAUUUCAAUUACUCUUUUAUGUCAGCUACUAUCGGACAUAUUUUUCCACGUUAUGGUAAAAUCCAAGAAGACUGCAAUUUGUUUGUUGUUGGUAGUUGGCUAAAUCCGAACUUUCGCAUCUACGCCUUUUGCAUAACCAAUUUAGGGCAUUAACUAUUUAAAAAAGGCAAAAAAACGCCUCAAGUUGCGUAAAAACGUUUCAGCGUAACUGAGCAAGUUUUAUAAAAUGAUGCCGUUUUGAUACAGCAAUAUUAAAGUUAAGUAAUGGAAAUGUGGCCAAUAUUCCCAUCAGUUAAACACCUUAUAAUCUCAGUGUUACUCUUUAACGUUAUCACGGCAUUUGACUGACCGUAGGAGGUUGGGCUUAACGCUGAAGCCCCGCCCCCACAUGUAUUCAGGGGGCGUGGCCUGUGAAGCAGCCGGGACACAGGAAGCCUUUUGAACCCUUUGUUUUUUGAAAUGUGAGAAUGGUCAUCUUGACAGUGUGUUGGACCUCUGUGAGUACUACUCAGUAUUCUGGUUCUCCUGCAGUACUUCAUGUAGCAUGUUAAUGUGUUUCCUCCAGGAGGGGCUGAAUCUCAGUUUGCAUGCCGAGCAGAGGCUUCGAGAGAGACGUCUUUAUGCAGGCGAUCACCACGUAUACGAGAAUUAAAACGUGGCGAUGCUAGCAAGCAGAAAAGUCAACGUUUCCAUAGCCGCAGCUUCAGGCAGACGUUUCUCACUUCCAGAGUCUGCGGUAGCGCUCGACAUUUUGUGCGACUUCUGGGGCUGUAGUUGCUGUAGUUUGUCAGUGGUCAGAUCUAAAGGUCUCAGUUAUGCUUCAAAAAAAUAAUGUUUUACUAACUAAAUGUAGGAAAACUGUUCUUCUGCAUGGGACAAUUCAUGGUAGUCUGCAAAAUGUGAUGGUUGUUUGAUUGUCUAUCUUACUUUUAAAAGCAGAGAAGGACAAACAGUGUAUUUGAGUACAACUUUCCCCACUCCCACCCAGUUAUAAAACGUGUUCUAGUCUUUGAUGGAGCUUCUUCUGAACACCUCGUAAGAGCAGUUAAAGUUCGGCUGUCUUCAACUUCCACUAUUACUGCAUAAAGUUGGUUGGAUGGCAUUUGGAAAAUCAUGACAAAUCGUCCAAAGCAGAAAAGAAACCCACUUACUUUGAAGCAUACAGAGGCCUAACGUCUGCGAUUAAUUGAGCCAUAUUUGUACCCACUUUUUAAAGCGCUAGGCUAGCACUUUCCCUCUGUUUCCACUCUUUGUGCUAAGCUAGGCUGAACACACCCUGGACCUAACUCUGAGAUUAAACUGAACAGAAGUCGCCCUGAAUGACGAGCGCGAGCGCAGCCGAAAGCAAACUGAAAUCUAAAGAAGAAAUGAUUUUACGUUUACUGAAAUAAACCUGCUUCUUUCUUCUCUGUAUGGCAUGAUGACCAGUGAAAUGUAAAAGGAUCCAGUUCAGCGUCGAGCAACCGGUUAAAAAAAAAAAGAUCCCCGUUUUUAUUCGGCUGAAUCCUGGUCCCUUUUCUCAGCUGUUGUUGGAUUUUAAAAACUGUUAUGGAAAUUGAAAUUCUGAACUGGUUUUGUCCCAGUGCAAAAACCCACAGCAGCAGUGAGGGAGAUAAAGCAGGAGGGGGGGGGGGGGGGG